This is a messenger RNA of Phycomyces blakesleeanus NRRL 1555(-), 699 nucleotides long. RefSeq lists its product as hypothetical. The record is from RefSeq and is a predicted model, not a curated record. NCBI's taxonomy places the organism in Eukaryota, Fungi, Mucoromycota, Mucoromycetes, Mucorales, Phycomycetaceae. The transcript is spliced from 4 exons. Gene Ontology annotation, cellular component: cytoplasm; myosin II complex. Gene Ontology annotation, molecular function: calcium ion binding; myosin heavy chain binding. The coding region runs from base 21 to 518 and encodes 165 amino acids.
CAUUAUCCAUAUCUUUAGAAAUGACUGGACCUGCUGUACGGAAGAGUAAGCAACGCAACGCACGCCAGAAUUCAAAUGCGUUUGGCAUAUUUACUGGACAGGAGAUCAUGGAAUAUAAACAAGUGUUCGGUAUCAUGGACACAAACGACGAUGGCAUAGUCGAUGCCAAAGACCUUGAAGUUACAUUUCAACGCCUGGGUCAACCAGCAAGUGUUGAACAACUAGAGAACAUGAUGAGCGAGGCGCCUGGAUCGAUCAACUUUACGGUGUUCCUGACAUUGAUGGCUGAUAAGCGUGCCGAUAUAGACCAAGAUAAUGUUAUUAUGGAUGCAUUUUCUGCAUUUGAUGAAAGUGGAAAAGGCAUCAUAAAUGCUGAGUAUCUUCGAGAGUGUAUGACCACCAUGGGAGAUAGAUUCACUGAUGAAGAGGUAGACAUCAUGUUCAAGGGAACACCUGUAGAUGAACAUGGAAAUUUCAACUAUAGAGACUUUGUUAAUGUUCUUAAGCAUUGUGGAUAGACACCAUAUCUUUUCUUAUAUCUUGUUAACCUUUUUAAAGUUGAUCCUUUGCCCUGUAUAUAUCUAUAUAGCUAUACAUGUGCCUACCUAUAGAAUGUUAUUUAUUUUUCUACAUAUAAAUAUAUGUAUAUACCUCUUUAUCUAUCUAUAUACAUUUUCCUAAUAAACCCAUUUUGAUAAU